GACCAGAGAACCAGUCUCUCCAGGGAGACAGCGCUUAUUGUACAAAGUUACAGUUGCUUCAAAUUAGAAGUCUUGGCAAGUGGCGGUGAAAAGGAGUGGGGUUUAGUGCAGCAGGGAAAACUUCAUCAUCUGCAACUUGUAGUCUAGUGCUUCACCAGAGAAAACAUUCGCUGUCACUGUGGCUGCAGCCUUGUACAAGAGGAUUACAAAAUUAAAAGGCUUUCUCCCCGUACAAAUUUAUGGGACAGUCUGGCUGUGAGAUUUUUCCUGGGAUGUUGGAUGACAAUAUUCCAAGAUAAGCCUGCGGCGCGUCGUCGUGGCAACCGGCCGGCCCACGCACGUCACUUCCUGUGCUGUGGUGACGCAGAAACCGGAUGUGCCGAGCGGGGAAGCCCGGUGGACCGCGAUGCACGCUGCCGUAAGGGGGGGCAUAUGAUGUUUAUUUUGCUAUACAUUACAAGCUUUGCUCUCUGUGCCAGUGGACAACCAUUGAACAAUAAAGCGAAAGGAGAACAGCAGAACGUAAGGUAUGUCUGUAGCGUACCAGGACUGCCAGGGCUGCCAGGAUCCCCUGGUACAAGUGGAUUAGUUGGACCUCACGGAAGGAUUGGUCUACCGGGAAGAGAUGGGAGAGAUGGUAGGAAAGGAGAAAAGGGUGAGAAGGGCACUGCAGGAUUGCGAGGAAAAACAGGACCACUUGGACCUAUUGGAGAAAAAGGAGAUCAAGGAGAGCCUGGCAAAAAAGGACCGAUAGGGCCACCAGGAGACAAAGGGGAAUUUGGACCUGAUGGACCAGUUGGACCUAAGGGUGAUGCGGGCAUAAGGGGAGGUAGGGGAGAACCUGGGGUGUGCCAAUGUGGCAGCAUAAUGCUAAAAUCUGCUUUUUCAGUUGGGAUCACUACCAGCUACCCACAAGAAAGACUGCCCAUUCUUUUCAACAAAAUUAUCUUCAAUGAGGGUGAGCAUUACGACCCAUCCCUUGGGAAGUUUAUUUGUGCUAUUCCCGGUAUAUAUUAUUUCUCCUAUGACAUCACAGUUGCAAACAAGCACCUGGCCAUCAGCCUAGUACAUAAUGGAGAGUACAAAAUAAAGACUUUUGAUGCCAACACGGGAAACCAUGAUGUUGCUUCAGGCUCAACCCUACUCUACCUAAAGCCAGAAGAUGAGGUCUGGCUGGAGAUAUUUUUCACAGAUCAAAAUGGUCUUUUUUCAGAUCCCAGUUGGGCAGACAGUUUGUUUUCUGGAUUUCUUUUAUAUGCAGAUACUGAUUAUCUCAAUGCUUUGGCUGAUGAUGAAUUUUGAUGCACUACAGAAUCCGUGAAAUGAGCUUGUUGAAAAAUCUCUGUCACCCAAUAGUCCGUGGAGGUGUACUAGAAAGCUGGAGGCCACAUAAAUGCAUUCAAGUACCAUGUAUGGGCUUUAACUAGCUUGUUGGACAGUUACACCAUUAAGGUAUGAUAAGAGCUUCACAUGGAAUAUAUUGGAGAUCCAGAUUUAGCCAGCAGUAAAAGAAAUAUAUUGUAAACUCACCAUACGGGCAAUGUGAAUCUAGAACCAUUUGUUGAGCACUUGUUAUGAAAUCUUAGAUAGCAAAUAAGGAUAUUGUAUUAUUUUUAUUGAACUUCAAAUAUGAUGUUUAAUGUGUAACAACAACAAAAACACAUAUUUAUUAUUUAAGACAAUCAUUUUCUUCAAAUCCACAUUAUUUGCAUUUAUUAAUGUGUGAUGUGCUAUAAAUUGGGUAUUGUAGGUGAAUCUCUGGUAUUUAUAUUAAUAUGGGAUUACUGGAUUUUGCAUACAGACUAAUAGAUUACAGUAGACACAAUUGUUAAAAAAAAUACUGCAAUGGUGGAUAACAUAAAUAAUUCAGGAGUCUAUCAAGCCUUGGAGCCAUCGGGAUAUUUUACGGAGCAAGAGAAGAAGCUUACCCAUUGACUAAAAACAAUUCCCCCCAAUGUUAAUCAUCAAAAGUAUUUAUUUUGUAGUGUGGUUUUCCUGGCUCCUAUGGAUUUUCCAGUCUAGGGGAAUUACAGGGUCAUCCAGAAUUAGUAACAUGAUAUA
Molecule: messenger RNA, 2061 nt
Organism: Pseudophryne corroboree (corroboree frog)
Lineage: Eukaryota; Metazoa; Chordata; Amphibia; Anura; Myobatrachidae
Gene: C1QTNF7
Product: C1q and TNF related 7
Exons: 4
Coding region: 280-1302 (340 amino acids)
Molecular function (GO): protein binding
Source: RefSeq, a predicted model, not a curated record